UGGCACCUUGGCGCGCUUUGGGCCCGAGGCGGGCGGACGGAGCGGCUGGGCGGACGGGGGUCGUGGGUCCGGGCGGCCAUGCAGCGGGCCGCCGCGGGGGAGGCGGGCCGGGGGCUGCGCGCCCCCAAAUGCUCCCGCUGCAGGAACCACGGCUUCCUGGUGCCCGUCAAGGGCCACGCCGGGCACUGCCGCUGGAAGCGGUGCGGCUGCCGCAAGUGCCACCUGGUCACCGAGCGACAGAAGAUCUCCGCCGCCCACAAGGGGCUGCGCGGCCCCGGGCCCGAGGAUCCGCCGGGACCCCCGCCCGACCUGCACGUCCAGCCCCGCGCCCAGCCCGGGCCGCGCACCCUGCUGCUCGCCGCCGCCGUCGGACCCGCCGGCCUGCCCGCCUUCGCCGACUACGGUUCCCAUCUCGUGCUCCCGGAUUGUGCGGUGGGAUCUGACUUCUUCGAGAGAGACGCUCCCCAGGUCUACAGCGGGUACCCCAACACGUACCACUACCACCCGUUUCCUCUGGGCCCCAACCCCGGUCAGCCGAGCUACCAGGGAGGUCCCGUAGCUUCAGGCAUACCCCUGCCAAGGGGCUACUACCAUGGCCACGGGGGCCACUGUUCGAUGCAGGUGCCGGUGCAGAACACGGAUAGAGACUACCAUCCCGGCUUCUACCCGAUACUGCCCCAGUUCAUCUCGCCGGGCUUCCUCCCUACGGUGCACUACAUGCCGCCUCUGCCACCGCCCCCGCCCCCGUCCCCUCCUCUGAACAUCCUGGCCGAGUCGCCCAAGGGAGCUGACGGUGACUCCUCUCACAGCCAGGACUCGGGAACCGAGUGUGAGCCCGGUGAGCCUCCUCAGGACCAGGCCAACUGA
Molecule: messenger RNA, 867 nt
Organism: Ornithorhynchus anatinus (platypus)
Lineage: Eukaryota; Metazoa; Chordata; Mammalia; Monotremata; Ornithorhynchidae
Gene: DMRTB1
Product: DMRT like family B with proline rich C-terminal 1
Exons: 5
Coding region: 79-867 (262 amino acids)
Biological process (GO): regulation of transcription by RNA polymerase II; sex differentiation
Cellular component (GO): nucleus
Molecular function (GO): DNA-binding transcription factor activity, RNA polymerase II-specific; RNA polymerase II cis-regulatory region sequence-specific DNA binding
Source: RefSeq, a predicted model, not a curated record